Molecule: messenger RNA, 210 nt
Organism: Microthlaspi erraticum
Lineage: Eukaryota; Viridiplantae; Streptophyta; Magnoliopsida; Brassicales; Brassicaceae
Source: the annotation of a GenBank genome assembly
GAGGAGAAUGACAUGGCGCACGUGCCACGCGUGUACAUGAAGACGUUGCACGACCGGGUGAUGAAACCGGAGCAGCAAGACGCCAUGGUUAAACGGUGGCCACCGAGCCAAACUUACGAAUUGGAUACCGACCAUUCUCCUUUCUUCUCUAAUCCUUUUGUUCUCUUCGGUUUACUCAUCAAAGCUGCCGUUUCUAUGGGUUCUAUCUAA